Molecule: messenger RNA, 3946 nt
Organism: Eublepharis macularius
Lineage: Eukaryota; Metazoa; Chordata; Lepidosauria; Squamata; Eublepharidae
Gene: PWP2
Product: PWP2 small subunit processome component
Exons: 21
Coding region: 72-2804 (910 amino acids)
Biological process (GO): ribosomal small subunit assembly; maturation of SSU-rRNA from tricistronic rRNA transcript (SSU-rRNA, 5.8S rRNA, LSU-rRNA)
Cellular component (GO): Pwp2p-containing subcomplex of 90S preribosome; small-subunit processome
Molecular function (GO): protein binding
Source: RefSeq, a predicted model, not a curated record
AAGGCAGAGGCUGAGCUUCCGGGUCGCCCUUCCCACGUGUGCAUUAUUUCGCAUCGGGGACCUGCGCGAGGAUGAAGUUCGCCUACAAGUUCUCCAACUUACUGGGCACAGUUUACCGACAUGGAAAUUUGAAUUUCACUCCAGAUGGGAACUCUCUGAUUAGUCCUGUGGGAAACAGAAUUACUGUCUUUGACUUGAAAAAUAACAAGUCUGAGACGCUGCCACUGGCAACCCGACGCAACGUGACAUGCGUGGGCCUUUCUCCAGAUGGAAACCUUGCUAUACUUGUUGAUGAAGAGGGAGUGGCCUUGCUUGUCAACUUGAUCAGUAAAGCUGUGAUUCACCAGUUCCACUUUCAGAAACCUGUGCAUAGUGUCUGCUUCUCUCCAAAUGGAAAAAAAUUUGUGGUCACAAAAGACAAGGUUGCUCUGAUGUACCAUGCCCCUGGGAAGAAACGAGAAUUUAACGCAUUUGUCCUCGACACAACUUACUAUGGUGCAUAUGAUGAAACAACAUGCAUAGACUGGACUGAUGAUUCAAAGUGCUUUGCAGUUGGCAGCAAGGAUAUGUCAACAUGGGUAUUUGGUGCAGAACGAUGGGCCAAUCUGAUUUAUUAUGCAUUAGGAGGUCAUAAGGAUUCCAUUGUUUCCUGCUUUUUUGAAGAAAACAGUCUAGAUCUGUAUACUGUUAGUCGAGAUGCUGCUUUGUGUGUGUGGCAGUGUGAUACGGAACUAAACGGCUUGAAACCUAGAAUGCCCAAACAACAAACUGAAGAGGAAUUGGCAAAAGACCAAGAGGAAGGGUUCACAGAAGAACAGCAGGGCAAAGAGGUUCAAGGGAAAGUCAAUGAAAGUGAACAAGGGCGUCAAAAGAAAGUGAAAUACUCAUGUGCUGCCAAGUAUUUUUUCAACAAAGAAGGAGAUUUUAACAAUCUGACAGCUGCAGCUUACCACAAGAAAACGCACCUGCUUGUCACUGGAUUUGCUUCUGGAAUUUUUCACCUCCAUGAGCUUCCAUACUUCAGCCUCAUCCAUUCUUUAAGCAUUUCAGACCAGAAGAUUGCAUCUAUUUCUAUCAAUAGUACAGGUGACUGGAUUGCUUUUGGAUGCUCAGGUCUGGGACAGCUCUUGGUGUGGGAAUGGCAAAGUGAGUCCUAUGUGUUGAAGCAGCAAGGUCACUUCAACAGUAUGGUGUCACUUGCAUAUUCCCCAGAUGGACAGUAUUUGGCAACUGGUGGGGAUGAUGGAAAGGUGAAGAUAUGGAACACCAGCAGUGGUUUCUGCUUUGUUACCUUUACAGAACAUACCAGCAGCAUAUCUGCUGUAACAUUUACCUCUUCAGGUUAUGUCAUUUUGAGUGCAUCUCUGGAUGGAACAGUGCGAGCAUUUGAUCUUCACAGAUACCGCAAUUUCCGCACUUUCACAUCCCCUCGACCAGCACAGUUCUCUUCCUUAGCUGUAGACAGCAGUGGUGAGAUAGUUUCAGCUGGUUCUCAGGACUCCUUUGAAGUAUUUGUGUGGUCCAUACAGAGUGGGCGACUCUUGGAUGUCUUAGCUGGCCAUGAAGGCCCCAUCAGUAGCCUGUGCUUUAACCCAAUGAAAUGUGUUCUAGCAAGUGGUUCUUGGGAUAAAACAGUCAGAUUGUGGGAUAUGCUGGAUAGCUGGAGGACCAAGGAAACCCUGUCACUGAAUUCAGAUGUGCUUGCUGUUGCAUUUUCCCCGGAUGGUAAUGAACUUGCAGUUGCUUCCUUGGAUGGACAGAUAACCUUCUGGGAUCAUGACAAUGCUGUGCAGACUGGAUCAAUUGAGGGAAGACAUGAUCUACAGAUGGGGAGAAAGGAACUGGACAAAAUAACAGCCAAGCAAGCUGCUAAGGGGAAAUCUUUUACUACUCUCUGUUACUCGGCUGAUGGGCAGUCCAUUCUGGCAGGAGGGUUGUCAAAGUUUGUUUGUAUUUAUCACAUCAAAGAGCAGAUUCUCAUGAAGAAAUUUGAGAUAUCUUGCAAUCUUUCCUUAGAUGCAAUGGAGGAGUUUCUGGAUCGCAGGAAAAUGACUGAAUUUGGAAGCAUGGCAUUAAUAGAUGAAGGAACUGGGGAUGAUGAUGGUGUGGCUAUCCCUCUUCCAGGGGUUAAAAGAGGUGACAUGAGUUCUCGACAUUUUAAACCAGAGAUAAGAGUGGCUUGCCUCCGCUUCUCUCCUACUGGUCGAAGCUGGGCAGCAACAACUACGGAAGGCCUUCUGAUCUACUCAUUGGACUCUGGUCUGGUCUUUGAUCCAUUUGACUUGGAAAUUGGUAUUACCCCCAGUAAUGUUCACAGAGUACUACAUCAGAAGGAGUAUGUCAAAGCAAUUGUCAUGGCUUUUCGACUGAAUGAGAAGAAACUAAUUCAGGAAGUCUUGGAAACUGUGCCCUGUAAUGAUAUUGAGGUAAUCUGCUCAUCACUCCCAGAACUAUACAUAGAAAAGUUGCUGGAAUUUUUAGCCUCUUCCUUUGAGAGAUCUCGUCACUUGGAAUUCUACCUCUUGUGGACUCAGAAACUGCUUAUGUUGCACGGGUGCAACUUAAAAACAAGGUCAGGGAAACUGCUGCCUACCAUUCACUUUCUUCAGAAGAGCAUUCAGCGUCACUUUGAAGAUGUUUCCAAACUUUGUGACUGGAAUUGCUAUAACAUGAAAUAUAUUCUGGCUAUUUCACAACAACGGGGUAUAAAACGUACAGCAGAAGAAUCUGAAAAUGGAGAUCUGCAGUAUUUGGAAGAGUCCAGUAAUGAUUCCUUCAUAGAAGAAUCAGUUGUGCUUUCAUGAAAACUUAUUUUAUUAAUUGUUGAAGACUUUUAAAAAAUUCAUAGUAAUUUAAAAGGUGAACUGAACACUCCUCAUAGUGACUUAUUUUAUGCAAAUGAUACAGAUUUGCAGCACCUUGAUUGAACAAAGAGGGAGUUCUCCUGACUCCUAAGUUAUCUUGUAUUCUUGUAUUCUUCUGAAUGUGCAAAAUAACAAAACUAAUACAUAGACCAUUUGUCAAUCAAGUGAAGUGAAAGUAUAUAAUAGUGAAUCUAAAUAUUCCCAGGUAGUUUCCCAUUCACACUUGGGGUGGUGGUUGGGGAGAGGUGUUAAGCGGCUUCCUUCUGUUUUCCAGUGGCAGCUCCUGGUGUGCCCCCAAAGUUGGGAAUCUUCCAAAACUGCGUAAGGGGCAGCUGGUUGAAGAAAACAUCUCCUUAUCCCUUGUUUUCAAGUGCUUUCUGCUAAUAUGUGGGGAGUGGACUGGAUCUCAGGCAAGGCUCUUCCUUUUACAUGUUUUAUCUAAUGUCACAGUAUGGAAAUCAUAUUGUAACUUGUCCAUGCUUCUCUCAACUGAUAGGAAAGAUUAGUGAUUAUCAACAAUAAACAGAAGGGAAAGGCCAGUCCGGAAGCUCAUUAUUCCCUUCCUUCAAAUUCUGAAGAGUUAGUUGGGCUGCUUUUCAUAUUGGGGUAUGCAUAAUGUGAUUCUCAAGAGUAUUUCAGUAAAUGUGUUCCUUAUUUGUGCAGUUUGAUUACCAAAGCAGAGGCGGGAGAAGAAAAUCUGGUAUUGUAUCUCUUAAGGUUACAUUAGUGUACUUUUUUUAAAAAAGUGGUAGUUUUUGUGCUGUCUGGCAGCCUGUCUAUCAAGCACAUCAGUUAUGUAGCCAAGCUGCUUAGGUUUUCAAAAGACUGGAAGAUCCAUGAGUCCAUUCUCCUAUGCACAAACGGAAUGUGCAAGAGACACUGCACCAAUGCUUCUCUAGAGGAACUUUUAUAGAUUGAUUUAGUAAAACAUGGUCUACUUUUUUAUAAAAUUAUUGUUUUUGAAAUGUAUGAUAUAAUCUGAAUGGGGUUUUUUAUAUAUGUCACAAGAGAGCUGUGGACUUGGGAGGGAAACACUCAAUUAUACAAUUGUACAUAUGUGCUCACUUUUUAUAAUUAAAGAA